Salvia splendens (bonfire salvia) is the source of this 1530-nucleotide messenger RNA. RefSeq lists its product as uncharacterized. The transcript is spliced from 3 exons. NCBI's taxonomy places the organism in Eukaryota, Viridiplantae, Streptophyta, Magnoliopsida, Lamiales, Lamiaceae. The record is from RefSeq and is a predicted model, not a curated record. The coding region runs from base 1 to 1530 and encodes 509 amino acids.
AUGAGGCUCCAGCUCAGGGCAGACAGAAGGAUGGUGAGUCUACAUCUGACUCCACCAGGGAGUAUCAAAUUACAAGGGAUAGGGCAGAAGAAAUGCAAGGCCACCCAGUGUUGUGAAAAUCGCGCUCGGGGCGCGCUCGGGGCGCGGGGCGCUCAAAGCGAGCCUAUAAUCGCCCCGAUGCGGCGGGGUCGUGCGAGAUCCGUGGAGCGACGGUGGGGCGCGCUUGGGUCGCCUGGGUCGCGGUGGAGCGCUUGGGUAGCCUGGGUCGCGGGCCGAUUUGGGUUGAAUAUUGAUGACUCUUCAUCUUCUUCCAUGAAUAAAUCAAAAAACGGUACUUACCAACUUCCCAUACUUUUAUUUAAGGAAAACCUACACCAACCCUUCUAUUCAGCCGCAUUCUCCUCUCCUAUUUAUUCUCCUUUUUCUUCUCCUUUCUUCUUCAUCAGCCACCACUCCGAAUCACUUUAUUCUCCAGCCACCACUCCUUCGACGUCCAGAUUCGCAAGAUUUAUCUACAGAUCAUUUUUAUACCCAGCUAGAAAAUAUGCAAGAGCUGAUCCGGAUACCAGAUAUAAACUUACAUGCAACUUUUGCGACAAAGUGAUUACAUUGGGAGUUCGAAGGCUCAAAGAACAUUUCGUUGGCGGUUUUAGAAACGUCACCAAAUGUACUAAAUGCCCCCCACAUGUGAGAGAGGAGAUGAUCGACUAUAUGAAGAAAAAAGAGGAUGCUAAAAUACAACAAGUUUUUACAGCGCCAGCAUCACAAAGCAGGCAAGAGUUUGAAGAUUUGGGUUACGGGGAAGACGAAGAAGACAACAUUAUUGGCAGUAGCUCGACCAAACAGAAAAGGCCUCGGACUAAAGGCGCCCUUGAUAUGUACUUCAACCCUGAUCCAGCAAAGGCCGUCCAAGCACAGAAGUUGAGCAAGGAAAAGCAACAGACAUUAAAUGAUGCAUACAAAAAAGAUUUGCGUGAAUUGGUUUGCAGCAACUGGGCUAAAUGGUUUUAUGAUGCGGGUAUACCAUUUAAUGCUGCACAGUAUGAUAGUUUCAAGAUUGCUAUCGAAUCUACCGGGCAAUUUGGUCCGGGCAUGAAGCCUCCAAGCUAUCAUGAGUUAAGAGUUCCUUUGCUUAACAAAGAAGUCAAUGCUGCGAAGGAUAUUCUAAAAGACCAUAGAGAAGAGUGGGCUAUUUCUGGGUGCUCGAUCAUAUCUGAUGGGUGGCGAGAUUCGGUUUCUCAGAGAGACAUUAUCAACUUCUUGGUGAACUCUCCUAAAGGUUCAGUUUUUAUCAAGUCUGUUGAUGUGUCUAAUAUAGUGAAGGACGCAAAUGCAUUGCUGCCAAUGUUUGAGGAGAUUGUUGAUUACGUCGGAGAGCAAAAUGUGAUUCAGAUUGUGACAGAUAAUGCCUCAAAUUAUAAGAAAGCUGGGCUAAUGCUGCAAGUUAAGAAGCCCAAUUUGUUUUGGACUCCUUGUGCUGCACACUGCAUCGAUUUGAUGCUUGAGGAUGUUGUAAAACCGGUGUGCUAA